CUCUCUCUCCAGCAGGUGGCACACGCGCGCAGUUUGUCAGAGGCGAUGUCGCCGCGGCUGCACAGCAAGCCAUGUAAACAAAGAGUCUAAGUUUUCUUCUGCAGGUUAAAUAACACAUCUACAAAAAAUGGGGAAGCGGGAUAACAGAGUGGCGUACUUGAACCCAAUAGCUGCUGCCAGAGCCAGAGGACCUGCACCUGUCUCUGGUCCCACCAUACAGGAUUAUCUCAGUAGGCCUCGACCAACAUGGGAGGAGGUGAAGGAGCAGCUGGAGAAGAAGAAGAAGGGCUCAAGAGCUUUGGCUGAUUUUGAGGAUAAAAUGAACGAGAGAUGGAGGAAGGAGCUGGAGAAAAAUAGAGAGAAAGUCCUCAGCGGAGGUGAGAAAAAAGAAAAAGAGAAAGACAAGGAGAAGAAAGAAAAGGAGAAAGAUAAAGACAAGAAAGAGAAAAAGAAGAAGGAAAAGAAGAAAUCAAGUAGGCAUUCUUCGUCUUCUUCCUCCUCCUCAUCGAGUUCUGCUUCCUCCAGCAGUUCAUCAUCCGACUCUGAAGAUGAGGAUGAAAAAAAGAGUGUGAAGAAGAAGCGGAAAAGAAAGCGAUCCUCAGCACGGAAAGAAUCUGAAGAUUCUGAUGUAGAGACAGACACAGACAGCAAGGAAUCCUCUAAAAGGAAGAAGAAAAAACUCAGGGAAGAGGGCGAAAAAGAUAAGGAUGAAAAAGGCAGUCGGAAGAAGAAAAAGACUGAGAAAAGCCACUCGGAGUCCUCAGAUGAGUCUGAAAUAGAUGGCGAUGUUGAAUCUAAGAAGAAAAAACGCAGUAGUGAAGAGAAAGAGAAGACUACAGACAAAUCAAAGAAGAAGAAGAAGAAGAGGCACAAGAAACACAGUAAAAAGAAGAAGAAGAAGACAUCAGGAUCAGAGUUAGAUUAGAGUAGCUGCGUGGCAUCCAGGCUGAAAGGUAGCUGGAAGACUGAGUGUGUUUGGAGCCCUUGCCAGGCUGAAGUCUGCUUCAGGGACUCUGAAAUGAAGCUGUUUAUGGAGCAGUGUGUCUUCCUGCUUAAGCAGGAUGAUGAUUGUAUGGAUGGAUGAUUGUGUUUGAUAGGGGUUGUGAGGGCUUUGACUCUCUGGGUUUUUUAUUUUUUUGCUUGUGUGUGCUUUUUUUUUUUUUUUUUUUUUUUUAAAGCAGACUCUGUCCAAAUAAAGCUCACUUAUAACAUUUGGUUAUCAGUUGUGGUGCUACGUGUAAACUGCACAUAACCUUCUUUUAAUCUCUUAAUCUAUCUCAGGCUUGUUACAUCCUAAGUCAUAUUAUUCAGUAACUACAUGGACUACAAUGCAAACUGGUUGAGUUAUUUCUAGGUUAUAGAAGUGUGUAAUAAAACUUUGGACCUGCCCACGGCUCCUGCCUGUUUAAGGGGUUAAAGAGGAACCAUCUGAGAGAUUGAUUGGAUUAUUGUAGGCCGAAACAUUUUCCAUAGGCAUCAUUUUUGCUAGUACUGUGCAGUCAGUGACCACUCAUUAUUCAUUUACAAGUACAAAAGAUUUGAUUUUCAGCGUCAGGAAAUAAGUAGAAAAUGGUAUAUAUUUAAUGUUAUGCAGAAGCCUUAACAACUAAAUAUAACCAUUUUUUCCAGUACCCAGUUGUUCACUCUUUGGAAGUUGGUUGCAUUUUAUGCUUCUCACUGUCCAAGUAAUCCUUAUCGUUUUUAGUGAUGUUGAGGUCUGGGAUCUGGUGUGGACAGUCCAUUUUUCCGAGAAUACCAGCAGCAUUUUUGGUUGAUUUUUCUUUUUUUGUCUAUUUCCUUUUAUCAGUAACAGUUUCUUGACUGACAUGCAUCACAGCUGCUCUCAGUGGAAGGAUGGACAGAAACAAUUAUGGAUUUUUUUUCACAUCUGAAGCAAGAGUGGAGCUUUUUUCUCCUACCCUGUAAACGUGAAACAUUGUUUAUCUGAUGUUGACAGUUUGGUUUGUUUUUAAACUUUAGUUCAGGGAAACUUAUUUUCCCCUGACCUUCCACUUCCUUGUGGAUCCUAAGUGGAUUAUCUUUUUCCUACAAAUCUCCUGAAAAAUGAAGAACUUGUACUUCAUUUGCAUUUUACACUGAAAAUUGAAUAAAUGAAGGGUGAUCUCUGAAUUACAUUCUAUAUAUUUUACAAGUGUGAGUCAUGAAGAAGUUGUAAAAAGGAGAGUGUUGGAUUAAAAAUAUAACAUCA
Messenger RNA from Pygocentrus nattereri (red-bellied piranha), 2209 nucleotides. It is a transcript of the gene fam133b, whose product is annotated as family with sequence similarity 133 member B. The transcript has 11 exons. The record is from RefSeq and is a predicted model, not a curated record. Lineage: Eukaryota; Metazoa; Chordata; Actinopteri; Characiformes; Serrasalmidae. The coding region runs from base 128 to 925 and encodes 265 amino acids.